This is a messenger RNA of Carassius gibelio (silver crucian carp), 5430 nucleotides long. It is a transcript of the gene prkx, whose product is annotated as protein kinase X-linked. Gene Ontology annotation, biological process: protein phosphorylation. The transcript has 8 exons. Bases 558 to 1631 code for a protein of 357 amino acids. The record is from RefSeq and is a predicted model, not a curated record. Lineage: Eukaryota; Metazoa; Chordata; Actinopteri; Cypriniformes; Cyprinidae. Gene Ontology annotation, molecular function: protein serine/threonine kinase activity; ATP binding.
CAAGCGUUUCUCUGCUUCCUUGCCGCUGAGCGAUGUUUUGAAGGGGAAAUGGGUUCAGAAUUCUUUGAUGGGGACGGAAGGGGGAAGUAAAUAAUUGAAAACUCUCUUAUACCUGGCAAUAUACAUUAAGCGACUAUCAACCAACGUCCAUGCUGUUUCCUUGCUACUGAGGAAAUUCGACUGGAUAACCUCCUGGAUUCGUAAGACUGAAGUUUGAAUCCUGUCCACUCCUGUCUUUGUUAACGUACAGUAACGUUAGUCGCACAGGGGACGUCCGUAAAAAAAGUAACAGAAUAAAUGACAGCACCAUUGACAUGAAUAGCUUAAAAAUUCUUAAGUCUUUACUGUUCUGAUAAAUUUCUGGCUAACGUUACCAGGCGAUGGAAAGCAGAGGGUCACAGUCGGGUUUGUGCGAACAAAGGAUAUGUUAACCUGAUCGAAGUGGAUCAAUGUUUAUAUUUUCAUCAAUAUCGUGUUUUCCAAAAGCGGAAAUACUGGACUUGAUAUCUAGAAGUGGCCAUUAAUGUGGCUAGAGUUAGAAAAUCACACGGAAGAAGAUGGCAGCAACUAAAGGCAAAACUGGACUAAAUAAUGAAAGCAGUUCUGGUCGGGAUAGUGGCAGGACAGACACAGGCAGUCCCACGGUAUCCGCAGGGGCCGCUUCCCUGACCACCAACAGGACCUACACACUAGAUGACCUGGACACCAUCGCCACUGUUGGUACAGGAACCUUUGGAAGGGUUUUUCUGGUGAAGGAUAAAAAGACAAGAGGUUUUUUUGCUCUGAAGGCGAUGAAAAUCCCAGAUGUAAUUCGUCUGAAACAGGAGCAACACGUGCAUAAUGAGAAAGAGGUUCUGACGGAGGUCAACCAUCCUUUCCUUGUCAGACUGUUCUGGACGCACCAUGAUGAUCGUUUUCUGUACAUGUUGAUGGAAUAUGUGAACGGCGGUGAACUUUUCAGCUAUUUACGCAGCCGAGGACGUUUCAGCAACAACACAGGAAUGUUUUAUUCAGCUGAAAUCGUCUGUGCCAUUGAAUACCUUCACUCCAAAGAAAUUGUCUACAGAGACCUAAAACCAGAAAAUAUACUGCUGGACAGUGAGGGGCAUAUUCGAUUGACAGAUUUCGGCUUCGCUAAAAAGCUCUCUGAAAGGACAUGGACUCUAUGUGGUACUCCUGAGUAUUUGGCUCCAGAAGUGAUCCAAAGUAAAGGUCAUGGGCGAGCCGUGGACUGGUGGGCUUUGGGUGUUCUCAUCUUUGAAAUGCUUGCAGGACAUCCACCAUUUUUUGAUGAUAAUCCCUUUGGCAUCUACCAGAAGAUCCUGUCCGGAAAGCUGGAGUUUCCACGGCAUCUGGAUUUCUAUGUAAAGGACCUCAUCAAGAAGUUUCUGGUGAAUGAUCGGGCAAGAAGGCUUGGAAACAUGAAGAACGGAGCUGAUGAUGUGAAGAAGCACAGAUGGUUUAAGUCAGUAGACUGGGAUUCUGUGCCCUGUAAAAAACUCAAGCCACCCAUAGUUCCCAAGGUAUCUCACGAGGGUGACACGUCUAACUUUGACACCUAUCCAGAGGAUGAGUGGAAGAAGGACACACCAGUACCAGCUAAGGAUCUGGAAAUUUUCAAGAACUUCUGAAAAACAUAUUCAUUUUUUACGAAUAAAAAGAAAAGGACUGGUCGAAGAUAAUGAUUUAGAGUUUUAACCUAAACAUUCAGGGGACAUUCAAAGGUCAUCGUUGCAUUAUUAUAGGCAUGUCCUGCACACUUGAGAAACCGAAACCGAAUUCUUCUCAUCAUCAUUAUUGUCAACAUAAUCAUGGUCAAACAUUUACAGAGGAAACAGUUCAACACUUCAGCAUCAUCUGUUAAGUGAUGAGCAACUUGAUUCAACACCCUCUUGUAUUAUGCAAAAUGUAUGUUUUUAAAGAGUUUAAAUAAGCAAUAUCGAGGUUCUUUUUGCUGGAUGAAAACAAUGGCUUUGCUUAUGCCUAAACAUGCCUGGUGAUGGUUGUGUUAUGGCUUUAUAUCUUAAAAGCUUGCUGAAUUAGAGCUUAAGCCUGACAAAUUUAGUUUCUGGUUAUCUGAACUUACUGUGUUGAUCCUUUCCUCCCACCAUUGUAUUGCUAUAUUCAUUUCGUUACAUUGGGCCUGUUUCACACGGCACUCUCGAGCAGGCAUGUAAACGAAGCAGGAGCGUACCUGCAACAUUAUGCUUUUAUACUGGCAGCUUUUUUUCCGGCUUAACAACAUAGCCAGUCUAUAAAAAAAAAUGCAUAGUCAAUCUAAAUGACAAUAAUGCAUUAUAAAUGUUUUUUUGUUUUGUUUUUUUAUUAUAAUUAAGCCUAAAAAAAAUAUUUCCAUUUGGUUGUAGGCCAUAUUUAAAUCCAAAAUGUCAUUAAUCUACAGAACCCUAAUUUCAAACUAUAGCUAUGACUUGGAUUCAGUCAUAUUUACUAAACGGAAAGCGCUGCUGUGUGCGUGCGUGCGUGUGUUUGUGUGUGAGUGUGAGAUAAGUCUAUAUUUCACUCCUGUUUUUAAUUGGUAUGCUGUUACCUUUUCAUGUUGUGCGUAAACCCAUCAGAAGAAGAAAAAUGCUUUGGCAAAUUAAUUAUUACGUUAAGUCAUAAUUAUGAGGUGGAAAGGGAGAAAUGAUGAGUUAAAAAGCUAGAAUUAUGAGAUAAGUUGUAAAAUUUUGAUUCUCAUUAUGAUUAUAUCUCAGUUUUGACUGAUGACGAAAGUGAUUAUAAUUGGAAAUUGAGAUUAAAAAGUCAUGACUGUUUCAAUUUGUGUCAUGACAUUUUGUCUCAUAAUAUGAGAUUUUUUACUUUUUGUCAUUAUUGAAAACUUUUUGUCAUUUGUAUUUUUAUUUCUACCUUUAUCUCAUAAUAGUUUACUUGUCAUAAUUUCAACCUUUUGUUUGAGAACUAUGACUUGCUCGAGUACCGUAUUUUCCGGACUAUAAGUCGCUCUUUUUUUCAUAGUUUGGCUGAUCCUACGACUUAUAGUCAGGUGCGACUUAUUUAUCAAAUUUAAUUUGACGUGAACCAAGAGAAAUGAACCAAGAGAAAACAUUACCGUCUACAGCCGCGAGAGGGCACUCUAUGCUGCUCAGUGCUCCUGUAGUAUACACUGAAGACAUAUAGCUCCCUCUCGCAGCUGGAGAUGGUAAUGUUUUCUCUUGGUUCUAAAUAAAUUACACUUAUAGUCCAGUGCGACUUAUAUAUGUUUUUUUACUCAUCAUGAAGUAUUUUUGGACUGAUGUGACUUAUACUCAGGUGCGACUUAUAGUCCGAAUAAUACGGUAAUAAUUUUGACACUUUGUCAUGAUUUUUUUUACCAAAGCUUUCAUACAAGAGUCUAGUGGUCGACCGAUAGAAGAUAUAAAGUUGAUAUUAUUUUUUUUUUAAUUAUAAUAGUUAAUAUUUAAGAAAUUUGAAAUAAUUUGACAAUAAUAAAAAAAAAAGAAAGUAAACACUAACCAAGGGGGCACUCAGUAUUCUGGGAAGUUUGUGUGCACUGGGAAUCAUAUUUUUCAAAUAAAGCCAGGGUAACCCUCAUUUUACAUAUUGCACACAGUGAAGAUGACAUGAAUAUGAAAGUGGGCAAAUGCAUAAAGCGCAGCACGAGUUUAAAGUUUAAAGCAUUUAAUUUAGACUGACUGACCAUCACACAGAGAACACGCGAUCAUGCUGGAUAAAAAUGCACACUUCACAAGAUCUCACAGCUGGAUUCGACUAAGUUUGCAAGGUUUAGGAAAUUAAAUGUUCAUUAGUCAAGAUUUGUUUAAAUUAUAUAAAUGCGUAUUUGCCUAAUGCUGACGGCAAAUAAUAAAGUAUUAUAAUGUUUGCCUUCCUAUUACUAUUAGGCCAAAUAUAAAAUAAAUCAUUAUAAUACUUUUUGUAUACAUUAAUUAUUUUGUUUAACCAUUCUAUCUGAUUAUUAGACAGACUUCUAUCCGUAUUGGACAGAACUGUUAACAAAGAUGAGGAACAAGAGAGAGUGUGUGAUCAGUUUGCGCUCAGGCACUGCCGCUCUGAGUGCUGUCAAAAUAAAAAGUCUGGCACGCCGUCGAAAUAAAAGUCAAACUCAUCGGCCAAGCAGACAAACGUAUCAGCUGAUGCCGAUAUUUGAAAAAUGCCAAAUAUCGGCAGAUAUAUCGGCCUUGGUGAUAUAUCGGUCGACCACUAUAUGCACAGGAGUCGUCUACAUUGUGAAACUACUUUGCUGCUUUUUAGUUAUUUUUCUAAGUAAACAUGUAUUAGAGAGCUUUUUUUUUUCUUGUUUGUUUUAUUUUUGUUUGUUUUUUUUUUUGUUUUGUUUUUUUGCAUCAGCACUACAUUAAGGCAAGUAAAAAAAAAAAAAAAACCUUUCCAUUCAUUAUUGUCAUGGCUCUGCAGUUAGAUACUAUUGUGCAGCAUCUUAAGUUGGCCACAGAAGUGCGGUUUGUGUGAACGGCCCCAAGAAUCCAAAGAGCUUUUCAACACAUUCCUGCCAGGAUGUCAGACUAAGAAUAGCAGGUGAAGUAGAGGCACAGUAGCACUUGACUAAUCAUGACCUCACAGACCUGUAGGUAACUAAUAAAUUAACAUUAUGAGAUGUCGCUUCACAUACUUUGGCUAUUGUGCUUGAUGUUCUAUAUGUGUUUACUAAUUGGUUAAAUGCAUAAACAAUUUACUAGCCAGGUGUUUUCUAAAGUUGCCUUUCAUAGUUACGGGGGUGAAUUUAGCAAACACAGUUUACAUUGUUUGUAAUGCUACUUAAUAUAUGCUUGGCUUUUAAAAGCCUUGCAUAAUGAGAAGAGAACUGACUACGGUGUGAAAUGCUUUAGAAAUGUAGUUACUGUGUGUAUGUUCAACAAUUCUUCCUCUCUCUGGACUUCCAUAGUUUUUCUCAACUGCUUUUGUCUGAAGCAGUAAUAUAUCAUUGUAAAGUGUCUACUGAAUAUCAUUUCUUGAAAUGACUGUUCUUUUUAAAUUGCAAAUGCAGUUUUAUACUAAGGAAUCCAACUUGCAGAUUUCAUAUGGAUUUGACAGCUGUUACCAUCUUGUGGAUUUUUAUUUUUAUUUUAUUAUUAUUUUAUUUUUUAUGUUUGCUUGUUAUUGUUUCCUGUGUGAAUAAUUUUGCUGUAUUCUAUUUUCUCUUUUACACUUGUUUGGAGUGGGGGGGGGGGUGUAAUUUAUAUUGUUUGCAACAGCAAAAACUAAAAUGAAGUUCUAUGAACUUAUAAAUUGACACAAGCCAAGCAUAGGAUUUUAUACUGGUUUUUAAUCACACCUUUGUUCAAGUUUAUCUGUACUGUCAUUUUAUUGCCUUCUGAACAUCUAUGGUGUAUUCUAGAUGGUACAAGUGCAAUAUUACCUGCAACCGAGCUGUUAUAAAAACUUCUGCAAAUUCUAUAUCCAUGAAAAUAAACUGAACUUUUCAUGUGGGCAAAA